CCAAAAGGAAAGUUUGAUUGAUUGAUAACUCAAGAGGAAUUUUGGAGCUAAAAGGGGAACAUUAAGAAUGGCAAGUUUAACUAACCAACCAUCCAAGAAAGCCAUUCGCAGCCCAGGCGGGUCUGCAAAUUCUACAAGUAAUCGGGGUUCGAGUGGACAAACGGUAAAAUUUGCACGAAGAACAUCGAGCGGCCGAUAUGUCAGCCUAUCGAGAGAAGAUCUCGACAUGUCAGGAGAGAUAUCGGGGGAUUAUAUUAACUACACGGUGCAUAUUCCUCCGACGCCAGAUAAUCAACCGAUGGAUUCGUCGGUAGCUACGAAAGCGGAGGAGCAAUAUGUCUCGAACUCGUUGUUUACCGGUGGAUUCAAUAGUGUGACACGAGCACAUUUGAUGGACAGGGUGAUAGAUUCGGAGGUGACUCAUCCACAAAUGGCCGGAGCCAAGGGCUCUUCUUGUGCCAUGCCUGCUUGUGACGGUAAGGUCAUGAAGGAUGAGCGAGGCAAAGAUUUCACUCCUUGCGAAUGCAGGUUUAGAAUUUGUAGGGAGUGCCAUUUUGAUGCAAUAAAGGAAACAGGGCUUUGUCCUGGCUGCAAAGAACCAUACAAGAUGGGAGACUAUGAGGAUGAUUAUAAUGACUAUUCCAAUGGAACAUUACAGUUACAAGGGCCAGAUGGGUCUAAAGGUGGUUCACAAAACAUGUCAAUGAUGAAGCUAAACCAAGGUGGAGAAUUUGAUCACAACAAAUGGUUGUUUGAGUCAAAAGGAACUUAUGGAGUUGGCAAUGCAUAUUACGAUGACUACGACAACGGUGACGAUGACAAAUUCCGUGAAGGGAUGAUGGAGUCGAUGGACAAGCCAUGGAAACCCCUCAGUCGAACGUUUCCAAUCCCUGCUAGCAUCAUUAGUCCAUACAGGCUGUUGAUAUUGGUAAGACUUGUGGUGUUGGGUUUCUUUUUACACUGGAGAGUGCAACAUCCAAAUGAGGAUGCAGUAUGGCUAUGGCUAAUGUCUAUCAUUUGUGAAAUAUGGUUUGCUUUCUCUUGGAUUCUUGAUCAAAUUCCGAAGCUAUGUCCCGUCAAUCGCGGUACCGACCUUCAAGUCCUUUACGACAAGUUUGAUGCACCAUCUCCAUCGAAUCCCACCGGCCGUUCCGACCUCCCGGGAGUCGACAUGUUUGUAUCCACAGCAGAUCCCGAAAAGGAACCAGUUCUUGUAACUGCCAAUACCAUAUUAUCCAUCCUUGCAGCUGAUUAUCCAGUUGAAAAACUUGCUUGCUACAUCUCUGAUGACGGAGGUGCCCUAUUGACGUUCGAGGCGAUGGCAGAGGCUGCGAGUUUUGCAGAUUUAUGGGUACCUUUUUGUCGUAAACACGAUAUCGAGCCGAGAAAUCCCGAAAGCUAUUUUAGUUUAAAAGUGGAUCCAACAAAGAACAAAAGUAGGUCAGAUUUUGUGAAGGAUAGAAGGAAAAUCAAGCGAGAGUACGACGAGUUUAAGGUUCGAACAAACGGGCUUCCGGACUCGAUUAGGAGGCGAUCGGAUGCUUUCAAUGCAAGAGAGGAAAUGAAAAUGUGGAAGCACAUGAAAGAAACAGGGGCAGAUGCUAUGGAGCCAAUUAAGGUUCAAAAAGCAACAUGGAUGGCUGAUGGAACUCAUUGGCCUGGUACUUGGGUUGUUCCUUCUAGUGACCAUUCUAAAGGUGAUCAUGCAGGAAUUCUUCAGGUGAUGUUGAAGCCUCCGAGCCACGACCCAUUAAUGGGGAGCGCAGAUGAGAAGAUCAUAGACUUCACAGAUGUCGACAUUCGUCUUCCGAUGUUCGUAUACGUAUCUCGUGAGAAACGACCCGGAUACGAUCACAACAAAAAGGCAGGUGCCAUGAAUGCCCUUGUAAGAGCAUCAGCUGUGUUAUCAAAUGGUCCAUUCAUUCUCAACCUUGAUUGUGAUCAUUACAUUUAUAAUUGCAAAGCCAUCAAAGAAGGAAUGUGCUUCAUGAUGGACCGUGGUGGAGAGGAUAUUUGUUACAUUCAAUUCCCUCAAAGAUUUGAAGGUAUUGAUCCUUCUGAUCGUUAUGCCAAUCACAAUACUGUCUUCUUUGAUGGCAAUAUGAGAGCACUUGAUGGUGUACAAGGUCCGGUGUACGUCGGAACGGGUUGUAUGUUUCGUCGUUUUGCCCUCUACGGCUUCGACCCGCCACAACCUGAUAAGAUUAAGCAUAAAAGCGACUCGUCUGAAACACAACCUUUGCAAUCCACAGACUUUGAUCCUGACCUUGAUGUCAAUUUACUUCCUAAGCGUUUUGGAAAUUCUACCAUGUUGGCUGACUCUAUACCGAUCGCCGAGUUUCAAGGUCGUCCUCUUGCUGAUCAUUCUGCAGUCAAGUAUGGACGUCCUCCUGGUGCACUUCGGCUUCCUCGUCCACCCCUUGAUUCUGCAACCGUUGCUGAAUCUGUCUCGGUCAUUUCUUGUUGGUAUGAGGACAAAACGGAAUGGGGGGAGCGAGUAGGAUGGAUUUACGGCUCAGUGACAGAGGACGUGGUGACAGGGUAUCGUAUGCACAAUCGUGGAUGGCACUCUGUUUACUGUAUCACCAAGCGCGAUGCCUUCCGUGGCUCAGCUCCAAUCAAUCUCACGGAUCGUCUCCACCAAGUGCUCCGAUGGGCAACAGGUUCCGUCGAGAUUUUCUUCUCGAGAAACAAUGCGUUGCUAGCAUCGAGACGCUUGAAAUUUCUGCAGCGUCUCGCCUACCUCAACGUCGGUAUCUAUCCUUUCACUUCCAUCUUCCUCAUUGUCUACUGUUUCCUCCCCGCGCUCUCACUUUUCUCCGGCCAGUUCAUAGUCCAGACACUCAAUGUCACCUUCUUGAUCUACCUUCUCAUCAUCACUGUUUGCUUAAUCUCCUUAGCCAUUUUGGAAGUCAAGUGGUCUGGCAUUGGCUUGGAAGAAUGGUGGAGAAAUGAACAGUUUUGGCUCAUUUCAGGCACAUCUGCUCACUUGGCGGCCGUGGUCCAGGGUUUGUUGAAGGUGAUAGCAGGUAUUGAGAUCUCUUUCACGUUAACGUCGAAAUCAGCCGGGGACGACAUCGAAGAUAUAUACGCGGAUUUAUACCUAGUGAAAUGGACAUCCUUGAUGGUUCCUCCAAUUGUGAUUGCUAUGAUGAACAUAAUAGCCAUAGUUGUGGCAUUCUCAAGAACAAUCUAUAGCACAGUGCCACAAUGGAGCAAGUUCAUAGGAGGAGCAUUCUUUAGUUUUUGGGUUUUGGCACAUUUGUAUCCUUUUGCAAAAGGGUUAAUGGGAAGAAGAGGAAAAACACCAACAAUUGUGAUUGUUUGGUCAGGUUUAAUUGCCAUUACACUUUCUUUGUUGUGGAUAGCAAUUAAUCCACCAAAACCAAGUGCUGCUGAUGCUGCUGUUGGAGGAGGAGGAUUUGAAUUCCCUUGA
Benincasa hispida (wax gourd) is the source of this 3436-nucleotide messenger RNA. It is a transcript of the gene CSLD4, whose product is annotated as cellulose synthase like D4. Gene Ontology annotation, cellular component: membrane. Lineage: Eukaryota; Viridiplantae; Streptophyta; Magnoliopsida; Cucurbitales; Cucurbitaceae. Gene Ontology annotation, biological process: cellulose biosynthetic process. The record is from RefSeq and is a predicted model, not a curated record. Gene Ontology annotation, molecular function: cellulose synthase (UDP-forming) activity.